AUGUCUUCCAACUUGGGCGUCCUGGCGGCGAACGCGGCAAGCUCUGCUGAAGCAGGAGCAUCUGGCGCACCACCUCCUUGGCGACAAUUCACGUUCUUCGAUGCUGUAACAGUCAAGGACAUCCAUGACUUGGAUAGUACUCCGGAUGUAUUCAAGUCGACCCCAGAGAUAUCUACGGUUAUAGCAUCUUCUUUUGGCGUUCUAGUCGCAGACAUACACGGAAGCAUCUACCUCCUGAACCGGGAAUUCGAAUCUAUAAGCAGCUGGGUAGCUCAUGUUGGCGGCAGAGUGACGCACAUGGCUGAGAGACGCGGGGUGCUGAUAACUUUGGGCGAAGAAGACGCUGUGAGGUCUCCGUUGCUCAAAAUAUGGGAUCUGGAAAACAAAGACAAGACGAACACGCCAACCCUGCUGAGGUCGACCAAAGUCCAACUCACCAAUAGGCCACAUCCAGUUACAACGGUCGCCCUCUCUGCUACGCUAGCCCACCUAGCUGUUGGUCUAGGAGAUGGCACCGUCGUUCUCUACCGACACCUCGACCAAUCUCUCGCUUCUUCAACAUCCCUCACAGCCCUACCAAAAGUCCGCACUGUCCACGAAUCGCCUACCGAGCCAAUAACAGGCCUUGGCUUCCACGAACCCACAGAAGAUUCACUAAACACAUACCUCUUCAUUGUAACGACCAACCAUGUUCUCUCGUACCAAGCUGCUGGACGAGGGAGUGGCGGCACUGCAACAGUGGUGGACGAGAUUGGUGCCGGUCUUGGAUGUGCAACGAUGGAUUUGAAGGCGAAGAAUGUUGUCGUUGCUCGAGAUGAGGCGGUAUACCUAUGUGGGGUUGAAGGUCGAGGACCAUGUUAUGCUUACGAAGGCCAUAAAUCAUCUAUCCACUCACAUUCAACAUAUCUUGUCAUCGUCUCGCCACCUUUCUUCCCCACUGGAACCUCACAUUCUGCCACAGUCCGGAACCUUGUCGCGCGAAUGCCUAACGUCACAGAGACCGAUGUGACGAAGGUUACGGUCUUCGAUCCGGAGAACAAGUUGGUAGCAUACACUGGCAUCUUCAAGCAAGGCGUUCGGGAGGUGAUUUCGCAGUGGGGCAACAUAUACGUCCUCUCCAGUGAUGGGCAUCUGAUCUGCCUGCAGGAAAAGUCGACGGCAGCGAAGCUCGAGAUGCUCUACCGCAAGUCGCUUUACACACUUGCUCUUAGCUUGGCGGCUACCCAGAAAUUGGACGAUGCUAGUGUUGCUGACAUUCAUCGACAAUACGGAGACCAAUUGUACACGAAAGGCGACUAUGACGGCGCAAUGCAGCAGUAUGUUCAGACUAUUGGACAUCUUCAACCCAGUUAUGUGAUUCGGAAGUACCUUGAUGCACAGCGAAUCCAUAACCUUGUCACCUACCUCCAAGAACUUCAUUCCUUAGGACUCGCCAAUGCCGACCACACAACCCUCUUGCUAAACACGUACACUAAACUGAAAGACGUCUCGCGGCUCGACAGCUUUAUCAAGACUGAGUCGAAACGCGGCUCAGCUAAUGGCGACGAGUUACCCUUUGACCUGGAGACGGCGAUCCGCGUGUGCAGACAGGCAGGAUACUUCGAACAUGCGUCGUAUCUGGCGAAGAAGUACGAGCGACAUGAGGAUUAUCUGCGGAUACAGAUCGAGGAUGCUGGCAGGUUUGCGGAUGCGUUAGCAUAUCUCAGGAAGUUGGGUCCUCAGGCGGCAGAGAGCAACCUUGCCAGAUAUGGUCGGGCUAUGCUUGAUAGCCUACCCGUUGAGACGACGCAGCUCCUCAUCGAUCUAUGCACAUCAACUGGCCCACUCCUAACAGAAGAACCUACCGACAUCCCUUCAUCCGCUGUAGCGAAUGGAUCCAGCUCAAAACCAGCUGCCCCAGCGCCCUCGUAUCUCUCCUAUCUCGCUCUGAACCGUGGCUCGACAGCUGCAACAGUGGUCUCCUCAGAGACCGCCACCCCACCCUCUCCAUCUAUCAAGACUGUACGAGCAGACAAUGCAUCGACAAGACGCGGUGAAUCUGUUUCGUACGACGAGCCCUCAACGUCGAGAUCAACACCACCACCACAAACUGCAUCGUCACUCGUUGGAACGAGGGGUGGUCAACCACCCAGUGGACUGCCCCCAGGCACAGCCGGAACAACGAGUGCGUUCGUUCAACCCGAGCCAAAGCCUAAACGUCUAUCACCACGGAUAUAUUUUCCUCAUUUCGUGGACCACAUGGAGCAGUUCGUCGUGUUCCUUGAGACGGUCGCCAGCAGGCGGUGGGCGCAGAGCGUGGAAGACCAACAGCCUGGAGGGCCGAUUACCACGUACUCAACGAGAGCAGAAAGCGUCAACUUGAACGAUGAAGUGGAGUUACCUGAAGACGAGGCGGCGAUAGAUAAGAUGGACCAAGUCGCAGUGUGGAAUACCCUGCUCGAGCUUUACCUGACUUUGCCAGGCAAGGCCCAGCCAGAGGUCAACGGAAAGGAAACCAAAGGGAAGGAGAACGCCUCAUCGAAGAAGUUCGACAAGCGGACGAUGCGAGAUAAGGCUUCGCGUGUCCUACGCAGUUCGACGAUACCCUACGACACGACACAUGCACUGAUCCUCUGUUCUACACAUGGAUUCACCCAAGGUCUCGUGCUGCUGUGGGAGAAGAUGGGCAUGUACGAAGACGUCCUUCGAUUCUGGAUGGACAAAGAGAAGGAGGGCAACACGCCUGGUGCCUCUACGAAGGUCCUUGAGCACUUAAUGAACUAUGGUCCUGAACAUCCACACCUUUACCCCCUCGUGCUGAGAUUCUUGACGAGCACACCGGAGCUGUUGAACCGGCACCAGGAGGACCUGAAGGGCAUCUUGGAGUACAUCGAUGAGGAGGGGUUGAUACCACCACUAGGCGUCAUUCAGGUGUUGAGCAGGAAUGGGGUCGCUAGUGUGGGUCUUGUGAAAGAGUGGCUGAUCAAGAGGAUCAAGGAGAGUCGGAUUGAGAUCCUGAAUGACCAGAACCUCACGAACUCGUAUCGACUAGAGUCGGCAACGAAACUCAAGCAGGUCGCUGACUUGACGAACACAGAAGAGCCAAGAGUGUUCCAUGUUACACGGUGUACACGGUGUCUUGGGCAGUUGGAUCUUCCGAGCGUGCAUUUCAUGUGCAACCAUUCGUAUCAUCAGCGGUGUAUCGCUGAGAAUGAGACUGAGUGCCCCGACUGCGCUCGAGAGCAUGCCGUCAUCCGCGAGAUCCGCCAGAACAAUCUCAGUCUCGCUGAUCAGCACGAGGUCUUCCUGUCGGAGGUGCAAGAGAGCGGUUUUGAGACGAUCGCGUUGGCCUAUGGCAGGGGUGUGUUGAACGCGCCACGGGUAGAAGAGGUGGUAUAA
Messenger RNA from Cyclocybe aegerita, 3378 nucleotides. The record is from the annotation of a GenBank genome assembly. NCBI's taxonomy places the organism in Eukaryota, Fungi, Basidiomycota, Agaricomycetes, Agaricales, Hemipholiotaceae.